Messenger RNA from Pochonia chlamydosporia 170, 2916 nucleotides. Its product is annotated as aggrecan core protein isoform 1 precursor. Lineage: Eukaryota; Fungi; Ascomycota; Sordariomycetes; Hypocreales; Clavicipitaceae. The record is from RefSeq and is a predicted model, not a curated record. Bases 1 to 2916 code for a protein of 971 amino acids. The transcript is spliced from 2 exons.
AUGCGGUUCUCAUCGCUCUUUGUGGCGGCUCUUGUGCCACUUGGCCUUGUUGCUGAAGGCGUGCCCGGAACGCUGUCGCCUGAAGAAUUAAACCUCGAUGAGAUAUUGGCAAGACACAACCUCGCAUUGGUACCUCGUUCAGAUCUCACCGAGGCUCUCACAGAACUCAAUGGGUUGCUUAAGAAGAACCAAGCACUGCAACAAAAAGUCGCCUUAUUUCCCAGAGCAAACACAACAGGCGGCCAAGGCUCCGGGUCCGGGUCUGGAGGCGCUCAAGCUGCUGGCUUACUAGGAGACCUCGGCGGCUUACUCGACAUCAUCCCGAUCGUCAAGGACAUUGCUGGAUACCUCAAAGCUAUAGAAGGUUUGCUAAGUCCGGAAUUCCUCCAGGCUCUUCAUGAUGCCAUGAUAUACCUAGCAGCGACUCUUAAGCCACCCGUCCCAAGUCAAGUCGGGCAGCUUCUCAAUAGCACAAUACCUCUCGUACAACUACUCGGAAAGCUUGACUUGGAGAAACUGGUCAAUGAAAUCGGAGAUAUCGACCUUGGAGGACUGGUCAAAUCGAUUCUUGGCUUGCUGACGCAGAAGAACAUCGACAACAUCGGCAACCUUUUAUCCAACGGUGCUGCAUUGCUCACCCCAACUUUCGUCAACCAGACACAAUCCUUGAUCGGCGAGGCAUCUCCCUUGUUGGAUGCCCUGAAGGGCAUCGACCUCAAGAAGCUUUUUGACCAACUUGGGCCACUUCUUGAAGAGCUCGGCGACAUUGACCUUGCUGGCGUCCUCAAGGCAGUGCAGCCGCUGCUCACAAGCGACAGCAUCAAGGGCAUUGUUGGUCUCUUGGGUAAUGCAGAAGAUCUCUUAACAAAGGACUUUGUGAACAACACCCAAUCACUUAUCGCCGGGGCUGGUCCACUUCUCGGAAGUCUCAAGGAUGUUGACAUCAAGAGCUUGGUGGAUCAGAUUAGUCCGAUCUUGAAGGAGGUCGCCAAGAUUGACUUGGUUGGCCUCUUUGAUGCCAUCAAGCCCCUGUUGACAAGCGAUAGCGUGAAGGGUAUCGUAGGUCUUCUGGAUAACGCAGAAGAUCUCUUAACGAAGGACUUUGUGAAUAACACUCAAUCGCUCAUUGCCGGCGCUGGUCCACUUCUCGGAAGUCUCAAGGACGUGGACAUCAAGAGCUUGGUGGACCAAAUCAGUCCGAUCUUGAAGGAGGUCGCCAAGAUUGACUUGGUUGGCCUCUUUGAUGCCAUCAAGCCCCUGUUGACAAGCGAUAGUGUGAAGGGCAUCGUUGGCCUUCUUGACAAUGCGGAACUGCUUCUGACGAAGAAGUUUGUCAAUGAAACCCAAAGCCUCAUCUACAGCGCUGGUCCCCUCGUUGGAAGCCUUGGCAAGCUUGACCUCCAGAAGUUGAUUGACCAAAUAGAACCGCUACUCGACGAAUUGACGAAACUUGAUCUUGCCGGUCUCCUGAAGGCCCUUGAACCAUUGCUUACCGAAGACAGCAUCAAAGGCAUCGUUGGUUUGCUUGGCAACGCAGAGCUGCUGUUGAACAAGAAAUUUGUGGAACAAACUCAGAAUCUGAUAUCAAAGGCCGGUCCCCUGAUUGAUGCCUUGGGCGAGCUAGACUUGCAAGACCUGCUUAAACAGCUAGCACCGAUCCUGAGCGCUCUAGGCAAGAUCGACCUGCCUGGCUUGUUUGAGGCCCUCAAGCCAUUAUUGACCAAGCAGAGCAUUCAGGGCAUUGUUGGACUGCUGGGCAAUGCAGAGAAACUUCUCACUGGCGAGUUCGUAGACGACACACAGACGUUGAUCAAGGGUGCGACGCCGUUGAUCGCAGAGCUGGGCAAGCUCAAUUUGGAGGACUUGAUCAAGCAGCUUCAGCCUCUUCUCAGCGCACUCGGCAAGAUAGACCUUGCCGGUCUGCUCAAGGCUUUGGGGCCACUGCUAACAGAAAAGAGCAUCAAGGGAAUAGUCGGCCUCCUGGGCAAUGCUGAGAAGCUGCUCACAGGAGAGUUCGUCGAUGAGACGCAAACUCUGAUCAAGGGCGCGACUCCGCUGGUCGCCUCAUUGGGCAAGUUGAACUUGCAAGACUUGAUCAAACAGUUGGGACCCUUGCUCAACAUGCUUGGCAAGCUGGACUUGGAAGGCAUACUCGAGUCCCUUGCGCCGCUAUUGACCAAGGAUAGUAUCAAGGGUAUUGUUGGCCUUCUUGACAACGCGGAGGACCUCUUGACCGGCAAAUUCGUCAACCAGACUCACACAUUGAUUGAUGGUGCCGUUCCACUGGUCGGCGCUCUGGGCACCAUCGAUCUCCCUGGUCUUAUCACCAAGCUGAAGCCGCUACUGGAUGCCCUAGGUGACAUCGACCUUGGCAAGCUCAUCAAGCAGAUCACUCCUAUCCUCAAUGCCUUGGGUGAGGUUGAUCUCAAGGGCAUUUUCGACACUCUUGCACCGUUCCUCACCCCCAAGACUGUUCAAGGCCUCAUUGGCCUCUUGGCCAACGCUGAGUCCCUGUUGACCAGCCAGUUUGUCAAUGAAACGCAGACAAUUAUUCACGGAGCAGCGCCACUUAUCUCAGAUCUAGAAGGUGCUGAUAUUUCAGGACUCCUGAAACAAGUGAAGCCGCUUCUCAAUUCCCUCAGCAAGAUUGAUCUUGCUGGAUUGGUCGAUGCAGUUAAACCUGUCCUGGAUGCUGUCAAGAAGAUUGACAUUGAAGGCAUCGUCGACACCGUGACCCCUCUGAUUACCCCCAAGAGCAUCAAGGGUGUCCUGGGAUUGCUUGGAAAUGCUGAGCAGCUUCUGACCGAGACAUUUGUAUCGCAAACAUCCGAGUUGAUCGGCGAUGCAACACCUCUCGUGGCCACGGUAUCAGAUUUCGUAAAAGCAAUUUUCCAAUCAUUAAUGGGACAAAAUUAA